Messenger RNA from Pelagomonas calceolata, 494 nucleotides. The record is from the annotation of a GenBank genome assembly. NCBI's taxonomy places the organism in Eukaryota, Pelagophyceae, Pelagomonadales, Pelagomonadaceae.
AUGGCCGGCUCGAAGAGCUCCAAGAAAGUAGAGCCCUGGCAGACGCCCGAGUGGCGGGCCCACUGCGCCGCCGAGCGGCAGAGAUUUAGGGACGGCCUCUUCUACCAGCUCAUGGCGCCCGUCAUGGGCCCCGUCAUCGUCGACCUCAACGGGUCGGACGAGGAGAUGUGGCGCCGCGAACACGACCCCGUCGGCGCGCGCCGAUUGAAUUUGACUAGGAUGGUCAAAGCUAGAGGUCUCGACCCGACGGACAAGUACUGGGCCGCCUACAUCCAGCAAGGCUGCGAGGACGAGUCCCGGACGCCGGCGGCCCAGCGCAAGGGCCUCGGCGCGCGCCUCGACUCGCUCACGAACCUGGCCGCGCUCAAGGAGGAGUGCCGGGCCCACGGCCUACCCGCGUCGGGCACCAAGGCCAAGCUCUCGCAGCGCCUCCGCGACUACGCGUCCGGCGUCGAACCGUCCAAGGGCAAGCGGCGCCGCGGCGCCUAAAGCCG